AGUGGUGUGAGCGCCGCAUCGACGCGCGUCUGGAAUAAGAGGAGCGGGGCUUCCCUCGGAGUUCAGACCGAAGCAGAAACUCCGCGGAAAGUCCAGUCUCGCUCUUGUUUUGGGUUUCCAACAUUUACCGGACCUCCCGCCCCUCCGGUUCAGUCCUAACGGUUGUAAAGCCUGAAGCCCCCACCGCCAUGCCCAUCACCGAGCAGCUGUCCCACACCGACCUGGAGCGGCUGGCUUUGGACCGAGUGGUUCCGGCCCUGCUCACCCACGGCUUCUACUACGUGGACGGGCUCCUCGGGGAGGUGGCCGGGGCCGCCGUGCUGGACGAGGUGAAGGGAAUGCACGGCUCUGGGGCGCUGCACGACGGCCGGCUCGCCGGCUCCGCCCCCGGGGUCCAGCGGCGGACCAUCCGCGGCGACAAGAUCGCCUGGGUGAGCGGGUCCGAGCGCGGCUGCGAGGCGAUCGGCUUCCUGCUCAACCUCAUCGACCGGCUGAUCUCCGUGUGCGCCGGCCGGCUGGGGAACAACAAGGUGAUCCGGGAACGGUCCCAGGCCAUGGUGGCGUGUUACCCCGGAAACGGAGCCGGUUACGUCAAACAUGUGGACAACCCGAACGGCGACGGACGCCGCCUCACCUGCAUCUACUACCUGAACAAGAACUGGAACGUGAAGGAGCACGGCGGCGUUCUCCGAAUCUUUCCCGACGGGAAGGCAUACGUGGCCGACAUCAAGCCGCUGUUCGACCGGCUGCUGGUGUUCUGGUCCGACCGCAGGAACCCGCACGAGGUGCAGCCCUCCUUCUCCACCAGGUACGCCAUCACAGUUUGGUACUUUGACUCCGAGGAGCGAGCCGAGGCCAAGAGGCGCUUCCAGAAAGUGACGGCGAACACACACAGCCGGACUGCAGCCCCCCCUGACUGUGAGAAGACACUGCCACCUGGUGUUUGAGAUGGGGAACAGCGUCAACUCCUGGCUCUUGAUCUUCCCACGCAGACGUGGGCUGGUGUUUCCCCGACUCAGGACGGGAUUUCUGCUGUGUCGUGAUCCUGGACAGUGACCCACCUGAAGACUGCCCCGUUCUGACGGGGGUGGGAGGGGUCCUGAGAGGUUUGCGCAGAGACGAUGCUUUCAGGCCUCAGCGUUCUGCAGAAGGCCGGCGCCGGCACACGGUGCCGUUCACUGAAGGCACGGAUGAAUGAGACUUGAACUUGGAGCUCCUGAAGUGCAGACUCCGCCUCCACCCAGAAGCCGUUCAUGAAAGCUUCCCUUCGUGGUCAGACGGGGACGUGGACUCACAGUCUGCUUGUUUACACACACUGAUGGAUUCAAGUGUGAUGGAAAUGUUGUUUGUAGUAAGAAAGCCUUUUUUCUGAAUUUAAGGUCAUUAAAAAUAUCUAUAACUUCAGCUUC
This is a messenger RNA of Oryzias latipes (Japanese medaka), 1409 nucleotides long. RefSeq names its product egl-9 family hypoxia-inducible factor 3 (gene egln3). Lineage: Eukaryota; Metazoa; Chordata; Actinopteri; Beloniformes; Adrianichthyidae. Gene Ontology annotation, cellular component: cytoplasm; nucleus. The record is from RefSeq and is a predicted model, not a curated record. Gene Ontology annotation, molecular function: L-ascorbic acid binding; peptidyl-proline 4-dioxygenase activity; ferrous iron binding. Gene Ontology annotation, biological process: peptidyl-proline hydroxylation to 4-hydroxy-L-proline; cellular response to hypoxia.